Stylophora pistillata is the source of this 1740-nucleotide messenger RNA. RefSeq lists its product as uncharacterized. NCBI's taxonomy places the organism in Eukaryota, Metazoa, Cnidaria, Anthozoa, Scleractinia, Pocilloporidae. Gene Ontology annotation, molecular function: nucleic acid binding. The record is from RefSeq and is a predicted model, not a curated record. Gene Ontology annotation, biological process: DNA integration.
AUGUCGUACAUAGAAGCGAUUAACAAGUAUGUUGACAAUGGUGUUGCAGAAGAAGUACUUUGUGAUGAAAUAACACCGACAGAUGGGCGUCCUGUGUUCUAUCUGCCUCAUCAUGCAGUCAUCAGAAAAGACAAGCAGACAACCAAGAGAAGAGUUGUGUUUGAUGCGUCAGCGAAAGAUAGCUGUGUGAGGUCAAAAUUGAUUCUGCAAAGUUUGUGGACCCAAGGUGUUGGAUGGGAUGAAGAAGUUCCCGUGGAAGUCUCAUUGAAACGGAAUCAGUGGGUUCAAGAGCUUUCAGAACUUGAACACCUUCCCAUUCCAAGAUGUUACACUGAUUUGCCAUUAAGACCGCAGAACCGAGCCGAUCUACCUACCCGAGGCUUAUCUGCAAGUCAGCUAGGAGAGAGUCAUUUGUGGUGGAAAGGACCCUUUUGGUUGCAAGAGUCCGAGAAAGAUUGGCACGAGGAUCUAAGGUCAAAACCUUCCGAUGAAAUUGUUGAUCAAGAGAGGAAGAGUAAAGCUAGUGUCAGUUGUAUUGUUGAACCCAAAGAGCCAUUUAUUGAUUUCACAAGGUUCAGCAAGUAUAGUCGCUUGCUACGAACUGUUGCUUGGAUCAAAAGAUUUGUUACCAACUCAAGGGUGAAAGAAGACGAAAGAAUUGACAGCAUCUUAACCAGUUCAGAGAUACAGAAUGCAGAAAGAUGGUUGAUAUCUCAUGUACAAAAAGCAAGUUUUCCUGAAGAAAUUACGUCAAGUAAACAGCAUGGUCCAGAGAAAGACGGCAACCUGGCCAAUUUGAACCCGUUCAUGUAUACUACUAGUGGUUUUCUUCGUGUUCGAGGAAGAAUUCACAAGUCACUGUUACCAGAAGAGGAGAAGCAUCCUAUUAUCUUGCCUUCUAAUCAUCCUGUUGUUAAGUUGCUGAUUGAUGAUGUUCACCGUCGUGAACUACAUGCUGGAGUUGAACACACUUUCUCAGUUUUGCGACAGAAAUUUCGGUUGAUCAAAGGACGAUUAACUGUCCGUCAGACACUAAGGAACUGUCUACUUUGUCGCCAUUACCUUACAAAGCCCUUUGGUCAGCGGAUGGCACCACUUCCUGAAGACAGAAUUAAGCCUGCGCCGCCGUUCACUAAUGUGGGUCUAGACUUUGCCGGUCUUUUGUAUUUGAAAGACAGUGGUGAUAAAGUCUACAUCUGUUUAUUUACAUGUGCAGUUACCCGUGCGGUACAUUUAGAGUUGGUGUGUGAUAUGACGGCUGAGCGCUUUCUCCUUGCUUUGAGACGCAUGAUUGCAAGAAGAGGAAUGUGCAGCAUUAUUUGGUCAGAUAAUGCAAAAAAUUUCAAGGCUGCUCACAAGGAGCUACGGCAAUGUUGGAGAGUAUUGCAAUCAGACCAAACACAGAGUGUUUUGUCUCAAAAGAAGAUUCAGUGGAAGUUCAUUGUGGAGAAGGCCCCGUGGUGGGGUGGGUUUUAUGAGCGAGUUAUAAAGAGCGUCAAGACGCCAUUGAAGAAACUAUUUGCCAAAGCAAUGUUGGACACCGAGCAGUUAACUACUAUUUUGGCUGAAAUUAAAGCACAGCUAAACAGUCGUCCUCUUACUUACCUUGGUGCAGACCCUGAUGGCUACAGUGUGAUUACCCCUGCACAUAUUCUGAUUGGCAGAAAUCUUCAAGUAUGUCCAACUAAAGACACUCGUGUUUCAGAACAGACGUCAAGAGCCCUCACCAAACGUUUUUAG